CGCCAAUCAAGCAUGCGCAAGCACCCGGAUGAACACUCCAUUUUUUUUUAGUGAAUCGCCUACUUCCGACUUUGUGUAGCAACUUGAUCAAAUCACAAAUUCAUUCACAAUUAUGACGGACCAGCAACUAGACUGUGCACUGGAUUUGAUGAGGCGUCUUCCACCUCAACAGAUAGAAAAGAACCUUAGUGACCUUAUUGACCUUGUGCCGGACCUUUGUGAGGAACUGCUUUCAUCUGUGGACCAGCCGUUGAAGAUUGCUCGCUGUAAGACAACAGGCAAAGACUACCUGCUUUGUGACUAUAACAGGGAUGGAGACUCAUAUAGAUCUCCUUGGAGCAACAGUUAUGACCCUCCCCUGGACGAUGGGACAGUUCCCUCAGAGAAACUCCGCAAGCUAGAAGUUGACGCCAACUCUGCCUUUGACCAAUACAGAGAAAUGUACUUUGAGGGUGGGGUGUCGUCAGUGUACCUCUGGGAUCUGGACCAUGGUUUUGCCGGUGUUAUUCUUAUCAAGAAGGCUGGGGACGGCUCCAAGAAAAUCAAGGGGUGCUGGGACUCCAUUCACGUCAUUGAAGUCCAGGACAAGUCGAGUGGUCGGAGUGCGCACUACAAGCUGACUUCUACAGUGAUGCUAUGGUUACAGACGACCAAGGAGGGGUCAGGCACAAUGAACCUAGGGGGCAGUCUGACACGCCAGGUGGAGCAAGACUCCACAGUCAGUGAGGCAACAUCACACCUUGUCAACAUUGGCAAACUUGUAGAGGAUAUGGAGAACAAGAUUCGCAGCACGUUGUAUGAGAUCUACUUUGGGAAGACAAGGGACAUUGUGAACGGUGUCAGGUCAACCCAACCCCUCCAGGACGAAAAACAGAAGGCCAACUUUCAAAAUGAUUUAUUGAAUGCCCUUAAAACCAGACAAACAACAUCUUAAUGGUGGGAGAUGAUUUAGUCCGUGUCCAAUUCCGUUGUACAUUUGCAAUAUAUGUUAAGAGAUUUGAAUGGAACAUUAACUACCCACUGUUGGCAGCUUCAAGGAACAUUGACAAAAUUACUACCUACUGUUGACAGCUUUAAGGAACAUUAAACAUUAACUUCCCAUUGUCGGCAGCUUCAAGGAAUGUAAAACAUAAACUAAACACUGUCGGUAGCGUCAAGGAAAAUUUACUACACACCGCUGGCAGCUUCAAGGAUCACAUACUACACACUGCCGGCAGCUUCAAUGAACAUUUACUACACACUGCCGGCACCUUGAAGGAAUUGCCAAUCGGAUACAUAGCUAACAUGUUUCUCCUUAGAAAUACAAAAGUACAUUUUCUGGAAGAAGGAUGAUUAAUUAUAAAUAAUGUACUUAUCAGUUAUUCUUGUUAUUUCCCUUGAUUUCUAUGCUUUGAAAUGAGGUAUAUUUAAUAUAAUAUUAAAACCCUCAAUGGUCUGGAAAAACUAGGGAGGGACACUUCUUAUGAUUAUUUUUAACCUGUAUGUUGAUGUUUGUUAAGUUAUCUCAUGAUGCAGAAAUAAUCAUUAUACUACAGUGCUGUGUAUGGUUUCUUUAUGGCAUUGCUGAAACCAAAUUAGCUUUAUUUCAUUAUGAUUGAUAAAUGGAUUCUCUGUAUGUCCUAGUUUUUGUGUCAUCAAAAAAGGUGACAUAUGGGUAUAACUUUUGGUGUCUAUUGCAGUGAGAUCAUUGACAAUCCUUGUGUAGACAAAUAACAUAAGUUUUUAAUUUCCAAUCAUGAUGUAACUUGUUGAUAAUGUUUGUGGGCAUAAUGUCAAGGUCAAAUUCAAUCAUGGUUGAUACCACCUACGCAGUUUUAGAGUUGUGCCCCUUUUACAUUAAACGAUAGUAGGAGUAAACAUGUGCAGACAUUGACUUAGGUAUGCAUUACUUUAUCAUGAUUGAACUAGCUAGUUCUGUAUGCUUAACCUUUUAAGAUUAAAUUGCUCAAGUUACACCAGAGUUAUGUCCCUUUUACAUAAAAAACAGCUAGCCUACAUACUGUCAAAUGGUAAGAUUAACAUACAAAGCUGUCUUGCUCCUUUUACAUUAUAUUUGGUGUUCCAAUUGGUUUGACUUUAUGGGCUCACACAGGCAACACAUCCAAUUUUGCGUAAUUCUAAUUGUUAGCGUUUCAAAAAACUACUCUUGGUACUAUAAUAUUUGUUUAAGAAGUUCUUUCAGUGUUAAUAUACGGUAUUGCAGUUUGAUGAUAAAUAUAUUUAUGAUUUGAUAAUUCCUAUAACUCGGGCUAAAGUUUUUGUCAAGCUAUGCCCCUGAUGGUCUGCAAACAGUCCAGCAUUGGCACUAGCCUUUGGUGCUCUUGUUUUUAAAUGUCUCUAUUCUACAAGGACCUUCUUUUGGGUCACAGAAUUACGCACUUAGGUGAAGAAAAUGUUCUGCUGCAAUGUGAAUUUGUAAAAAGUGUUUAUUGCAACCAUUUCCUUUUUACCAGCACACAAUAAUUACAAUUUCUUACUUUUCAUAGAAAAUUGACGUUUGGGGAGCAUCCAUAGCUUCCAGCAAUACUCUUGUUGUUAAGAGUACUGUGUUGUAUGAUUUUCCCAAGUUAAGGAGAACAUUCUCUUAACCAUCUCCUAGCCUUUGUCAAAUCAUGUGUAUUUUCAAUUUUCAAAUUGUGUGGUUGUCAUGAGCAGAUGUGCAAGAUGUAUUAAAUUAUAACUUUGUGUAUUCAUUCAUGUUUAUUGUAUAUGCCUUGAUUCCUCUUGGGUAAUACAUUUUAAAAUAAUGACCUAUAUAUGAAUAAAAUGUAAACUUUGA
Molecule: messenger RNA, 2779 nt
Organism: Mya arenaria
Lineage: Eukaryota; Metazoa; Mollusca; Bivalvia; Myida; Myidae
Product: F-actin-capping protein subunit beta-like
Exons: 8
Coding region: 113-934 (273 amino acids)
Biological process (GO): cell morphogenesis; barbed-end actin filament capping; regulation of lamellipodium assembly
Cellular component (GO): F-actin capping protein complex; cytoplasm
Molecular function (GO): actin filament binding
Source: RefSeq, a predicted model, not a curated record